AAGUGACGUAGGCAAAAAGACGAAAAGACCAACACCCUUGGCUGAAAACCAUAAGGGCAAAAACAAAAUUUCAGUUUAUCUCGCCCUUUUCUAUGCCAAAUCGUCUGGAACCCUAACCCUGGAGGUUUUCACUUUUCAAGUGAAAUCAAAGAUGGAUAUUGUUCCACCGGCCCCGGCCAAAGGGAUAUUCCUUCUUCUGCAUCGUUCGGAACUUUCCGAUCCGAGGGAAGCUAAAAGCUACUGUAAAGCGAUGAUAUUUAAGAUUGAUGGCCUUCGCAGGGUGAAGUCGGAACAGCUGUUGAGGGACGUGAAGUUGAGGAAAGUGAAGUUGAGGAAAGCCUACAAGUAUCUACUGGAGGAGGCUGGGGAGUGGAAGAAGAAGGUGGAAGAAAUCGAGGAAGGGUUCGAAGAACUCAAAAUGGAAUCAAUGCACCAUUCAUUGCGAGGCAAACUAUAUUUCAAUGGGCUGCCAUCGUUAGCGCCAAUUUCCCUUUUUUUUUUUUAGACAAGAAAACAAGAUCUUUGGAGUGAACAAUGGAGGAUUGAUGAUAAAUUGUUUUCCAUCUCUAUAGCAGAGAUUGGUCAUUUGGCACCUUCUUCUGAUGGAAGUCAUCCACCAUCAAUCUCUGUCAAAAUUUUUCUAGGAAGAGGAGAGAAAUUAGACAAGGAUCACCUACAACACACAGAAAUAAGCUUGCUUGAUUCUUCUCGGAUUCUCAAGCUCCAAGUGUGGUUAACAGGCUCUUUCCUCUCUAAUGCAAAUGUACAUACAAAUGUUGGCCUAGGUUAUUUGAGUUUAAUUGCAGUCUACUACUCUACUUCCCAGAGUCCUAGAUUUGCCAUGACGGGAUUAUUACAAUUUUUGUGGACUGCAACUAAUUUACUUCCCUUGGUUGAUAGGUAUGAACAUCAAGCUAAGAUCCCAUAUUACAAAGUGAUUCAUGUUGGACAUCCUACAGAGGAACACGUGCGGUAUCAUCAGAGGUGGAACCCAGAAGCCUACAAGACCUUUUGUGGGGAACGCGGAGUUAUUGAAAAGUUCAAAGCCUUCAGUGAAAAGUACAGGGCAAGUACAAAGAACCCGUUGGCAACUUUGGAGGAGAACCUUGAAAGUAAAAUGAUUCAAAGACCGGGAAUAAAGGGUGUCACUGCCGUGAAUUCAAGUAGCUUUGGAGCAAUGGGAACCUCAUUUGAGCGAGCAAGGGAAUUAAAGAAAAAGAGAGAGGAAGAACUGGAUGGAUCCCAUAUGGUCCAAAGGCCUGCAAUUGCUUACGGUGCUACUCCAAGUUGUCCCCCAAUUAGUGGGUUUAUGGAUGAGGAUGGGCAGAAUUACCAUCAGUCAAUUGCUGCACCGGCUACAGAAAUACAAACGAGGGAGGCUGCUAAUGAUAAGGAGGCCUCACCACGGGCACCACUGCAGCAAUAUGUGAAGCUCAAAGAUACUACAAGAAGACCGCAGGAAGGUGACGGUGCAGCUCGGGCUGGAGCUCCAGCUUGGGUUAUAGCUCCAGUUCUAGCUCUAGUUCUAGCUGGAAUUGCAGCUGCAUGUAUAGCAGGUCGAGCUGAAGCUACAGGCACGCGUAAAGCUCUAGCUGCAAUUGCAGCUGUAUGUAUAGCUGCAGCUGUAUGUCUAGGUAUGGUUGUAGCUGUAGUUCCUGUAGUUACAGAUUGUGAGGCUUCAGGUCAAGCUGUAGCUAGAUUGCCUCUAGCAGUUAAAGCUGAAGCUGAAGAUGAAGCUGAGGCUCAAGAUGGUCGAGCUAGAGCUGCGGGAGCUGCAGCUGCUAAGGAAAAGGAGAAAGAAGCUGACAACUUGAACAAACCAUUGAGGAGGAGAAAGAAGCUGACAACUUUAACUUACAAUUGAGGGGGCUAGAGAAGGGGGCUAGAGGAGGGGUCUAGCAAAGCUCAAGCCUGAUCACUUGGAAUGGACAUGGCAACAAUGUCCGGAUGGUGGUGAGGAUACUUGAAUUUAUCCGUUUUGUAUAUGUGAUUAUUAGUUUGCAGAUGCAAGAUGCCUACGUGCUCCCCGGGAACAAUUUCAUUGACCCCUGCGUAGGCCAAUAAUUUGAUGUAGUUGAUAUAUUUUCCUUCUGUUUAUCUAUCGGAUACUGAAUCUUGGAUUUUUGGUGCUGAUGGCAGCUUGUUUUUAUUUGACAUAUAACCUGUUGGAUGAGUUCAAGUAGUUGAGUUCAUCCGAGAGUGUUUACCUCAUCCAAGGUAGUUCACCUGGGAAUGGGUUGUGAGGAUGAGUUCAAGUAGUUGAGUUCAUCCGAGAGUGUUUACCUCAUCCAAGGUAGUUCACCUCAGAAUGGGUUGUGAGGAUGAGUUCAAGUAGUUGAGUUCAUCCAAGGUUGUUUACCUCAUCCAAGGUAUUUCACCUCGGAAUGGGUUGUGAAGAUGAGUUCAAGUAAGUUGAGUUCAUCCAAGGUUGUUUACCUCAUCCAAGGUAUUUCACCUCGGAAUGGGUUGUGAGGAUGAGUUCAAGUAAGUUGUAUGAACUUGUUUAAGUUCCUAAGUCAGCACAUGAAGUUCCUG
Molecule: messenger RNA, 2535 nt
Organism: Rubroshorea leprosula
Lineage: Eukaryota; Viridiplantae; Streptophyta; Magnoliopsida; Malvales; Dipterocarpaceae
Source: the annotation of a GenBank genome assembly